Physella acuta is the source of this 415-nucleotide messenger RNA. RefSeq lists its product as uncharacterized. The record is from RefSeq and is a predicted model, not a curated record. NCBI's taxonomy places the organism in Eukaryota, Metazoa, Mollusca, Gastropoda, Physidae.
UAUGAGGUACAAUCUACACGAGCAAAAAUUUCACGCACAGGUCAUUCAUUGUCAGACCAGUCUCAACAUGAGCAAGAUAAUUAUAACUCUUGCCGUCUGCCUCGGUCUGGUUGGUUACGUGUCGGCUGCUACGUAUUAUGCAAUGGAAGACUGCCCAGAUGGAGUAGAGGUUGGCGAAUCCUGGUACCCAUCGGGAUGUCAGCGAUGCGACUGUAAUGGUGGAAGCUACCAAUGCUACUCAUGCGGUAGCAUCCGCUUUCCACCUGAGUGUAAGGCUACCUACGACACGACCAAAAAGUACCCGGAUUGCUGUCGUCCUAAACUUGACUGCCCACAGAUUUAAACAAAAGGUCACGAUGCUUUAAAGAAUAGAAAAAAAAAUCAACCGAAAUUUAAUUUUAAAAAUCAAUUUAAA